CAUCGCCGGCGUGGCAAAGGCGAGGGGCCGAGGGGGGAAAAGAGAGCGUAGAAAGUGGGGGAGAGAAACUGAAGCGACCGGGGUUGAAGGUUUUUGCUCCCAAUCCCCCCUCUCUCCUGGACUCCUCCGCCGCAUCCUCCCAUCCCUCCUCCCCCCCAAACCCUUCUUCUCGCCGCCGCCGCAGCGUUGCAUCCAUCCGGAUGGGCAGCGCCGGCGGUAGGGUUGGGGCGACAGACCAGAUCCCGGAGGUUGAAAUGGACGUCGUCGAGGGCGCUCCGGAGGAGCCGGGGCGGGUCGGGUCGAAGAGGGUCAGGGAUUCGCCCAGCGCCCUGGGUUCCCACGGUUUUUAUGGAGUGACUACUGCAGAGAAGAAACCAAUGCUUCAACCUCAUAAUGUUGAUAAAAGUUUGAGCAAAGCUGGCAACAGUAACCUUCUGCACAUGAAUUCUGAUGGUGCUUCUAAAAUGGGGGGUCGAUACCUGCGUGGUGCAGAUGGCUUGGGGACUCCAGAUUCUAUUGCUCUGAGAUUGAAUAUCUCAUCUCCUUGUGAAAACCUGGAGAAUGAAACCAAAUGGGCCACCAAAAUAUGUACCUUUUACACUCAAGGUUGGUGCAAUAAAGGAAACAGUUGCGCAUUUCUUCAUGAAAGAGAGGGGGGUUUUGCAAAGGCUGGUCUGCUUGCACCACCUGGUUUUGAAAAUCAUAGAGGUUCCGAAGAAGGGUCUCAAGUACAACAUCAAUCCAACUUGAAGGUGCUGCAAUUCAAAGAUGCAGAGGGUUCAUCAAAAGAUGAGCGGUAUCGGAGACUUAUACAUGCAUAUGGCGAAGAUAAUGUGAGGCUGGCACAUAUUGCUGAUAAACGAAACUCUACCACUCCAGGGAUUUCACAAGGGCUCCAUGGCACUGGCAGUAUGGAGCACAGUCUAGUAGUUCAUGAGAAAACCAACAAACCUUUCAUGAGACACCAUACUGGUUUGUCACCUGAAACCUAUUUGGAUGGCAGACAUAUCUUGCUAGAUGGAGGGGACUUUGAAUCUGGUAUGGACAGGAGAAACGACUUCAGUAAUGCCCAUGUUGCAAGAACUUAUCUUGACGUGAACACCUUAAACUCAGGCCAUCAGUUUCGAUCAUCUGGCCUUUCUAUUUCAUCUGAUCCUUUCCAACUCAGUGAGAAGUUGUCAGCUUAUGGUGCAACAACAGAUAAUCUUUCUAACACACAUCAGAAAGAACAUCAUUCAAGCCUUGCCUCAUAUAGUUCACAUGGCUUAACAGGAUUUAGAAAUCCAGGCUAUGCUGCAUCUGAAACUUCUAGACCUGCAUUACUCUCAAGCAGUUCAUCUGAACCUUAUAUUAUGUCAGCUGGACCCCUUUCUCCAAUCAAGGAUGAGGUCUGGGUGACGUCAGUGCCUUUUGUACCUUCUUUUAGUUUUCCGGAUAGUACAACACCCCCAGGGAGUCAGUAUGACCCAUUCGUUGACUGUAUUGAACCUCCUAAAGUUGGAGAUACGGAUAAUCUGAAGUCCUCCAAUGUGUCCUUCAGUACUUCAAGUCAGCAUACAAAUCAGUAUGUAAUUACUGAUGAAUCACUGAAUCCUGAUGACAAGCUAACCAGGAAUAUGUCUGCCAAAGGAGCAAAUGGAUCUGCGUACCUGAUUUCAGCUGAUAGAGUACGCAGCUCUAGCCUGGAUGAUUAUAAUAGGUUGAAAGCUCAUGACAGAAAAAUCUGUGCAGCUAGUAACGAAGAGAAAGCAAGAGAUUUCCGUUUUCAUUUGGCAGAACAUAUAAAGGAGUUGGUCAAACCAAUAUGGAAGGAAGGUAAUCUGAGUAAAGAUGCUCAUAAACUGGUAGUGAAAAAAUCUGUUGAAAAAAUUGUUGAUUCGAUUAGGCCAAAUCAAAUGCCAACUAGUGAAGAGUUGAUUGCCAAAUAUAUUACUACCUCUGGAUCAAAGAUAGAAAAACUUGUGAAGGCGUAUGUUGAUAGGCAUCGUACAACGUGAGAUCCAAGCUUCUCAAUGUUGAAUUACAGCAAAGAUUGGAGCUUGGACUUGAUGCUGAUGGGAGCUUGAGCCUUAUGUCCCAUCAGUCUGGUUAACCUACAUUUGUAGGUGCAAGAAGUUCUUAUUGGGUAAAAAUGGACAUUCAACCUCCCCCCCCCCCCCCACCAAAAAAAAAAAAAACUCAGGCGAGCUGCCAGAGCAAAGAAGAGCGAUUGAUAUAAAGUGUAAGAAGUGACUGAUUGUCUCAAUACCCCCUUCAAUAAUGGUACUCCUGUUCAUUUUACCUGGUAUGCUAGCCUUUGCCCGACAAUUACUCUAUUAUAUUCUGUGACACAAAGCUGGUGUCAGUAAAUUCGCAUUAAAAUACACUUACGACUGUAAUUUUGUAUCCUGUAAGUGAUUUAUUAAUACAGCAAAUACAGUUGAGGCCUUGUUGUGAUGAAACGAAAUAUGCAUUAUUAUAAACAUGAACUGAUGGAGUAUUGAAGAUAAAUUUGCCUCGUGCCCAGUUUCCAGCGAUAAUGUAAACAAAUUUAAUUGUCAUGGUGCUCUACUGCUCAUUGAUCUGGAUGGUAUGUACAGGCAUACAAGGCUAGAAGAGGAUAGCUUGCCAAAGAUUUCAUUUUCAAUGUGGCAAUGGAAAGAACUUCAGAAUCAUGUGAUUCAGAUGGAUAUUGCAUAUAAAGUGGUUGCUCCCAGAAUGCUCACCUGAAGUAAUCUUUGUUCACACUCUCUCAUGUGAUGCAUUUCUCCUGUAGUGACAGGGUUUUGAUUGAAUUGUUAGAUAAUUGAAUACCCACUUUUAUUAAAUGCAUCAGGUACAUAAUUUGCUUAUUGGUAGGAUGCAUGAACUUUUAGUCAGUAUACAACUAUAGGUUGCAUGUAUUUAGUACCUAAGGUAGUUACUUUGCCCUAUUGUUUGCACAAGAUGAAGAACGGGUAAGGAAUAAUCAAAUUCUGUUGUGUAUGUGAACCUGUUUAGGGCUAGCCAUUAAGAAUAUUCUUCUUCCUAUGUGCAUUCUGUUUAGGCCUAGCCAUUAAGAAUAUUCUUCCUCCUUAGUCGCACAAGGUCAUGACAACUCAUUCAUAAUGUUACAACUUCCUCCAGGAAUACUGCCUGGAUUAAAUUGAUGGUUUUCUUUGACUAGAUGAUAUAGCUUUGCAUGGUAUGUCAAUUAAUUCUUGUGUAAUCUUGACCUUAUUUUUAGUAAAGCAUCUCUUCUUCAAUAAUCAAAUUCUUUGCUUGAAAAAGAAAAUCCUUUUGGUAAAACCUUUACUAAGGCUCCAGUUAGCUCAGGUAAAAGACACAUUUUCAUUGGGAGUCCUUUUUUCUGACUCGACUUAUCUCAUACAUGUAAAUUUGAUUCAUAGAUCAACUUUCUGACUUAGAACUCUACAAGCUCUACAAGAUGUUGACGUGGCAUAUUUACUGCUUUUUUACUUAAUACUUUUUUUAAUGCUCCAGGAUGUUAUUUUUGUCAUUGUGAUUGAGCUACACUGAUGACCCUAGAAGCAUAUGUUGCUCGCAGAAUUGAAAAGGUCGGAAUUCUACUAUUAUUUCAAUCUUUUUUUAGUAAUUUAAUCAGCUUGUGGCCUGGUGGAAAGUCAGGUUUAAUUACUGGAGGUGGUAAUUAGCCAAUUGCAGAUUGGAGACACCAGUAAAGAACUAGGAAGUCUCUGGCUGAUUUAGGGUCAUCCUCUCUUUUGGUCAUUUCCUUGGCUGUUUUGAGUUUGUCGGAUUUUGUUUUCGGCUUAGGGGGGCCUUCGUGGGUUUGGACUUGGACCACCUUUUUUCUCAAUCAUGAAUACAAACAUGUACAUCUCUCCUGCGUUGUCUGGAAAAGAACUAAAAAGGAGAGAAGUUGAGAAGAGUUCUAGUUACCAAAUCACCCAAUGCUUACCACGACAGUUAGCUGAUAACGUAUUCCUUUGACGAGGUUGAGAUUGUCUGCAGUGACAGAGCAAGGGUCUUCCUGCUACAGUACAGGUUUUAAGAUGGUAUAUACUUGUGGUCUGUCACAUUUCCAUUGGCGCAUCAGAUGGUAAUCUAGUGCUGAAAUUAUGUGGCUAGAAAUAGUUACGUGAGAUUAAAAUUGACCAAAUUGGCUAUGCAUCCCCUGUGGUACUUAAAUGUAUACUUUGUUUGUUUCUGUUAGAAUAUGUCCCCCCCCCCCACCUUCUCAAAGUUCGUACUAUAAUUAUUGUGUUAAUGGUAUUGGAUAUUUCAUUACCACUAUCUGACUAAACCAAUCACGUUGGUUUGAAUGAGUAGACUGUAAUUACUAUUUGAUAGCUUCUUAUGUUGUAUGAAACUUGCACUACAAACGGAAUGCAGCAUCGCCAUGCUACCUUCAGGGGCCACGGCUGUGGAAUCUGAUUGACGUAUUGGCAUAUCGCCUUCAUAGCGACAUACGAGAUGAUGGCUGCACUGGGGAUUCUUUUUCACCAAAAUUGAUUACUGUCGUUGAGCGAAGUCGUUCUCGCUGCAAGACAUGCUAUGGAGGUAUCAGAUUGUGUUCCGGGGUGCUAACCAUUCCUCCGUCCACAGUAUGGGCUCUGACGAGGUACAGGGACAAGUCCCACUAGUGAUUUGAAUUUGUAUCUCGUAUUGGUAGAGGUAGAGAUCAGUGUUUAGUGGGUUCUGUUGUGGCAUCAAGCUGGUCUUUUUAGUGACGUAGGUGUAGUGUAUAUGCUGCUUUUACAUCCGGGUCGUGUUGAACCUGUUACCUGUAGCUACGGCCGGCCUGUUAUCUCUUGUCGGGUUUC
This is a messenger RNA of Panicum virgatum (switchgrass), 4763 nucleotides long. RefSeq names its product zinc finger CCCH domain-containing protein 36-like. NCBI's taxonomy places the organism in Eukaryota, Viridiplantae, Streptophyta, Magnoliopsida, Poales, Poaceae. Gene Ontology annotation, molecular function: metal ion binding. The transcript is spliced from 7 exons. The record is from RefSeq and is a predicted model, not a curated record. Bases 201 to 1997 code for a protein of 598 amino acids.